ACACACACACAUUCACUCAACACACGCUCACCCUCCUCCAGCCAAACCCGCCAUGGCCGCCUCCACCAUGUCUGUUUGCUCUGAUGCUCGCACCAACUCCUCCUGGCAGGUGGAUGACUGCCCAGAGAGCUGCUGUGAGCCCUGCUGCUGUGCCCCCAGCUGCUGCCAGCCCAGCUGCUGCCAGCCCAGCUGCUGCCAGCCCAGCUGCUGCCAGCCCAGCUGCUGUGCCCCAGCCCCCUGCCUGACCCUCAUCUGCACCCCAGUGAGCUGUGUGUCCAGCCCCUGCUGCCAAUCUUCCUGCUGCACACCCUCAUGCUGCCAGCAGUCUAGCUGCCAGCCAGCUUGCUGCACCUGCUCCCCCUGCCAGCCAUCCUGCUGUGUACCUGUUUGUUGCACACCUGUCUGCUGCACACCUGUCUGCUGCACACCUGUCUGCUGUAAGCCUGUGUGCUGCACACCCAUCUGCUCUGGCUCCUCCUCCUCCUGCUGCCAGCCCUCCUGCUGUGCUCCUGUGUGCUGCAAGCCCUGCUCCAGCCUGUCCCUGCUGUGUCGCCCUGUGUGCAGACCUGCCUGCUGUGUGCCCACCUCCUCCUGCUGUGCCUCCUCCUGCCAGCCCAACUGCUGCCGCCCAGCCUCCUGUGUAUCCCUGCUGUGCCGCCCUGCCUGCUCCAAACAGGCCUGCUGUGGCCAGAAGUCCAGCUGCUGAGGGACUGUCCCAUGCUUUAGAAUUCCCCAGGUGCAGGUCUGAUACCCUCAGAGUCAGGCAAGCGGGCCUGUUCCCACAACUGGGUUCAGCCUCAUACCCAUGUUUCCCUGCUCAGCUCCGAGUUUCCCACACUCCUUUUUGUCAGGUCUGAUGGUGGCUACUAUCCUGUGAUCAGCUGACAAGCUGUGAGUCCUGCAAACCUUCUGAGGCCUCACCAGAAUAUCUGGCCACCCAUGGGAAAAGGCUUCACGUGGUAUGAGUUACUUCCUCUGGGACCCUGUCCUUAAGCUGCAUCCAAUGUUGCCUUUCCACUGGCUAUUUGGUUCUCCUCUCUGUGUGUGACCAGCUCUUCUGAAGUAGUCCCUACCCAACAGACUUCAGGGAGACACUUUCUGGGCUACUAGACAGUUGCCACAGUUAGGCCGGCCAGGCUCUGCUGAGGCCUGACACCCUGCUCUGUGUUCCUGUCCCCCUGUGCAGACCUCAGAGCUAAGUUGACCUUGGGUCUCCUCCUCUGUGACUUCCCUCAUCCACUCAGCACCCUUCCCUGUCCUCACCGCCCUCUACUCAGUAUCUUGUGAAAUAAAACGAGAUUCUCA
Molecule: messenger RNA, 1305 nt
Organism: Mus musculus (house mouse)
Lineage: Eukaryota; Metazoa; Chordata; Mammalia; Rodentia; Muridae
Gene: Krtap10-10
Product: keratin associated protein 10-10
Exons: 1
Coding region: 53-706 (217 amino acids)
Cellular component (GO): cytosol; keratin filament
Source: RefSeq, marked validated